Photinus pyralis (common eastern firefly) is the source of this 2268-nucleotide messenger RNA. RefSeq names its product gastrula zinc finger protein XlCGF46.1-like. The transcript has 2 exons. Bases 1 to 1623 code for a protein of 540 amino acids. NCBI's taxonomy places the organism in Eukaryota, Metazoa, Arthropoda, Insecta, Coleoptera, Lampyridae. Gene Ontology annotation, molecular function: RNA polymerase II transcription regulatory region sequence-specific DNA binding; DNA-binding transcription factor activity, RNA polymerase II-specific. Gene Ontology annotation, biological process: regulation of transcription by RNA polymerase II. The record is from RefSeq and is a predicted model, not a curated record. Gene Ontology annotation, cellular component: nucleus.
AUGGACGGAAAUGAUGGAAAAUCACUUGUUAAAGUCGAACUAAAACAAGAAGAAGAAAUCCAUUCCGAUCUACAAGAAAACAUUUUAGUAAGCAACGAAGGACUGGUGACAAUAAAGAACGAAAUCAGCAUCACUGCACAGUGCUCUAAAUCGCUCGAUAAUGAAGAAAUACAACAGGCUGAUUGUGGAUGGAAUAUUAAAACCCAAAUUUCAAACAAUGUUAAUGCGCUACUAUGUGAACACCUUUUAAAUCAUACUGAUACUAAAAUUUGUAAAUGUGCUCUUUGCAAUUUCGAGACAAAUAACAAAUCCUACUUUAAACAACAUCUUUUAAAACAUACCGAUUCUAAAUAUUUUAAGUGUGCUCAUUGUGAGUAUGGAACAAAUAGUGAACAAUGUUUUAAACUACACCUGUUAAAACAUAUUGAUUCUAAACAUUUUAAAUGUGUUAAUUGUGAUUACAAGACGAAUAACAAAUACCACUUUAAAGUACACCUCUUAACACAUACCGAUUCUAAAGAUUUUAAAUGUGCUAAUUGUGAUUACGAGACAAACGACAAACAAUACUUUAAACUACAUCUGCUAAAACAUAAAGCUUCUAAAGAUUUAAAAUGUGUUCAUUGUGAUUAUGUAACAAAUAAUAAAAAAUAUCUUAAACAACACCUUUUAAAACAUACUGAUGUUAAAUAUUUUAAAUGUGCUCAUUGUGAUUACGAAGCAAAUAAUAAAGUCAACAUUAAGCGACACCUUUUAAAACAUAUUUCCAACGUUUUAAAAUGUGUUCAUUGUGAUUAUGCAACAUAUAACAAAAAUUAUCUUAAACGACACCUUUUAAAACAUACCGAAGUUAAAGAUUUUAAAUGCGCUAAAUGCGAUUUCGAGACAAAUUACAAAUACUACUUUAAACAACAUCUUUUAAAACAUACCGAUUCUAAUGAUUUUAAGUGUGCUCAUUGUGAGUAUGAGACAAAUAAUGAAAAAUAUCUUAAACGACACCUUUUAAAACAUAUCGAUUCGAAAUAUUUGAAAUGUGCUCAUUGUGAGUAUGGAACAAAUAAUGAACAAUAUCUUAAAAGACACCUUUUACAACAUAACGAUUCUAAAAAUUUUAAAUGUGCCGAUUGUAAUUUCCAGACAAAUAACAAAUAUUACUAUAAACAUCACCUUUUAAAACAUACAGUUUUAGAAUUUAAAUGUGUUCAUUGUGAUUAUGUAACAGAUAAUAAAAAAUAUCUUAAACGACAUCUUUUAAAACAUAUCGAUUCUAAAGGUUUUAAAUGUGCUAAUUGUGAUUACAAGACAAAUAACAAAUACCACUUUAAAGACCACCAUUUAAUACACACUGAUCCCAAAUUUUUUAAAUGUGCUCAUUGUGAUUAUAGAACAAAUAGUAAACGAUACCUUAUAGGGCACAUUUCCAGACACAAAUUUUCUAGUAGCAUAAAUGAUGUGCUAAAAUGUGCUGAUUGUACUUACGAGACAAAUAACAGACGUCAGUUUAAACAACAUCUUCUAAAACAUAAAGUUUCUAAGUAUUUUAAGUGUGCUCAUUGCGAUUAUGAGACUUAUAUAAGAUACUGUCUUAAACGACACGUUUUAACACAACAUCAACCUUUUUUAUAAAGGAACAAAGAUCUUGUGGAGUAAAAUAUUAAUUCUCUGUAGUAUGGGGUUUAUUGAGAGGGAGGUCUACGUGUCCUAACUAACAUUAGUAACAUCUAAUCUAAUUUUGAUUUUGAUUCUCUGUAGAUUUUCCAAAAGUUUCCUAACGGCGUAAAUAUUUUCCGAGUAGUAUAAUCUUCAGUUUAUCAAAAAUUUGGAGUAAUAUAUUUUUCAUCCUUAAAAGUUUUUCAGUUGUUAUUCAGAAAGAAUAGGUAUGUUUUUUAAAUAGUGCGUCAUGUAUUUGUCAAUUUCAAAAAUAAGGACAACUGCUUAAUGUUUAUAGGUAGUUAAUAGUUAUUUAAAACAUAAGUGUGUUAAGAUAGAGGCAAUUAUAUUAACAAUUAAGACAUGAUGAUUUUGGCGAUUCAAUUAUGAAAGAAAUAGGUAGGUAUGUAUUGCAAAGUGCAAAUACCACAAAAUGGAAUUAUACUACUUCCUCAAAAAAGUAGGUAGUUAUUUUAUGCAAUGACGUAUGAAGAAUUUGAAGAGGUAUUGUACGCUGUUCAGAAUCGACACUGAGCGGAAAAGGGAUCAUUACAAGGUUAUGACACAAUGAUUUGUUGUAUGUUAUUUUGUUUUAUUAAUUUGAAUAAUAAACAAAUAAAA